AUGCCUUUAACCGACCCAAGGGCCGGUAGCUGCUUGGUAUGGCUCGUCUCCUCCAUCUUACUCGCCGCUACUCUAACCGGCGGCAUCUUCCUUUCCGUCUACAUUAUCUUUCCCGAACCCAGACCGUGGCUUCCCGUUGCCGGGGUCUCCCUCGUAUGCCUUCCCUGGUUCUUCUGGUUUCUCACCUUCCUAUACCGCGUCUUUUCCCAACUGUGCGGAGGUAGGGCAGGCGGUGGGGGCACUGGUGGGGGCGCCGGCGGCGGUAACGGUGGGAAUAACAUUAAUGUUGCAAACGCAAUGAGUACUGGGGAUGCUCCUCCGCCGGAGGAGGGCAGGCCAAGCGGGGAUGAGGAGGAUUCGCCGGUGGUUUCGCCUGGAACGGGAGCAAGGCGCGUUCAUUUCGGAGGCGCAGUGGUGGUGGGGGAUCACCGUCCACUCCAAGAUGGGCACGACAAUCCGCCGGAAACCAAAAGCAUAAACCAAAGCACCGUCUCAACGUCGUCCAGCAAUUCCGACAACAAUAAUUCCUUCGCAUCGCAUGAGAGUGAAAUGCCCUUGACAUUAUCAAUGGCUUCUUAA
Molecule: messenger RNA, 579 nt
Organism: Malania oleifera
Lineage: Eukaryota; Viridiplantae; Streptophyta; Magnoliopsida; Santalales; Ximeniaceae
Exons: 1
Coding region: 1-579 (192 amino acids)
Source: RefSeq, a predicted model, not a curated record